This is a messenger RNA of Strongylocentrotus purpuratus (purple sea urchin), 8174 nucleotides long. RefSeq names its product stabilin-2. The record is from RefSeq and is a predicted model, not a curated record. Bases 130 to 6342 code for a protein of 2070 amino acids. Lineage: Eukaryota; Metazoa; Echinodermata; Echinoidea; Camarodonta; Strongylocentrotidae. The transcript is spliced from 40 exons.
AUUUGUAAACGUAAACAUCAACUUCGGAGACUUGCUAUAACCUCGCUUCAUGGUCCUGGCUUUGGCUACCGUCCCCUAGUUAUAAUGCUUCUUCAUUAUAUAGUGUAGCUACUAUUUUUAAUUUUUACAAUGGAUCGGAGUGGUGUAAUCAGACUAUUUAUUGACUAUUUGAUGAUUAUAGUACUUUUAUUUCCUGUAAAUCCGCAAGCUUCGUUCUCAUCAGGAAGCUCACUCUCACACAGGCAGGUGAAAGUGGAUGCUAACCAUGCCGUGGUUUCCCGCGACACACGUUCACCAACAAGUGGGUCAAUAUCUACGGCGCCAAGUUUAAAUAUCUGCGCUAAGCUCACAGACGGUGCAGAAUCUAACACAUUCAAUUCGUCGUGCACAAUGUGUGCUGUAAGUGAACAUGGGGAAGACUUUAAGGAAAAUGCAUGUCCUCUUCAUAGUCGACCAGUCAGUGAUGCAAUUCGAGGAUGUACCUUUCAAAGUGCUUUGUCUGUGUUCAGUUUUGAUGGAUGCAACUUUGAGUGUGCCAAUACAGAUUUGACUUUGAGGGAAUGGUGUUUGAGUUCACAGUUCCAAGAAGAGUUCCAAGAAGGAUGUUUUUGUGAUGAGUGUCGGGAAAAUACUACCCUGAGAUCUUGUCCAAAUGGUGCAGAGUGCGCGACUAUGAGCCCAGGACAAGUGCUUUGCCAGUGUAGCUCAGGCUAUGUAGGCAAUGGCCUGGUGUGCUAUGGAAAUAUCAUUGAGAGAUUGGAACACCUUAAUGGAGAAGACGAAGACUUAGAAGGAAGGCUCACAGACUCUCUGCAGCUCCUAGAGGCAUCGUUUAAGCAUCUAUGGCUGCAGGAUAGAGAUGUCUUCUAUACUGUCUUCAUGCCUGUCGAUGAAGCCUUCAAUCUUGCCCACUCAGAUUUUGGAAGACAACUAGAAGCUAGUGUCAUGGCAGGAAGUGACGAGAGAGCUGAGGUUUUCCUGCAAACGUUGGCCAAAGUGCACAUUGUACCUGGCUAUGUGGACACCUACUUGCUGAAGAGAAACAGAGAUGUUUAUACCCUAGCUGGGCCGAAAAUUGUUGUCAGUCAGGAUUCACCCAACAUUACCAUAAGCAUAGAGGGUAGUGGAGAAAUGGUGAGGGUGAUACACGGCGAUCUACCAGCGUCAAACGGAGUGAUCCACAUCAUCGAUAGAGUUCUUCUUUCCCCUAGUGAUCUCAAUACAAUGGUUCAGGAAUCUCAGGGUUCCAUCUUGGAAGUGCUUUCUAGCUACAGCAAUCUCUGGACAUUCGCAGGAAUGAUUAUGAGUUCAGAAGUACUCCGGUCAGACCUGGACUCUCAGGCAGUUUCUCGCACCAUCUUUGCCGUCACAGAUGAUGCUUUGCUACAAAUGGAUCCUGAUCUUACUUCUUUGCUUCUCUCAACAGGUCAAUGGGAAGAGUAUGUGAGAUAUUUUAUCUAUCAACACAUGGCUCCAAUUCAGUUGUCUACCCAUGACUUGAUGAAAGCUGGUGUUAUUCAAAAUUAUCAUCGGGAGGACUUUGAAAUAAGGGUAUCUGAGAAUGGUCGUAUAACUGUGGCAGGGUUUGCCAACAUCACAUCUCCUGACAUAGCAGCAUCCAAUGGAGUCAUUCACAUUGUUGAUGCUAUGUUGAUCUCCAGUUCAUUCUUCUCAUUACCAGAGACUUGCUUCCGGAACCAAACAGAAGAACAGAUCCAAUGCAUCUGCGAUUUUGGCUAUGAGGGCCAUGGAUAUCUGUGUGAACCAAUCAAUGCGUGCCUGAGACCGCAUGACUGUGAUACUGAGGCGCAGUGUGAACCUACAGGACCUGAUACAUAUCAAUGUGUAUGCCCACCUGGAUGGGCACUAGACAAGAACAAUUGCUACUCAAACUUGGCAGUGGAGCUGUCAUCUCUCUCUGAUGCUCAACUCUUUUGGCAGUUGAUUCAGGCUGUUUCCUUAGACGGCUACCUCAGUCAUAUUGACGAUUCCCUUGGAGUCAUUGUACCAUCACCUCACAUGUUACAACUCAUCAAUUCUACCACUGGGGGCUCACUGGCAGAGCGACGCAUCAUGGCUUACUUUGUCAGGUCUCACAUGUUUAUGAUGGAUCCAUCACAGAGGAGCUUCAAUGAGACAUUACCUAGCCUGCAGCCUGGAGAGAAUGUGAUCAUAGAUGGACCAUAUAGUAACCUGUCCAACAUCAAUGGUGGUAUUGCACAAGUUGAGAAUGCUACAAAUGGAUUGAUCUUCGUUCCCAUUAGCUAUGCCAAGGAUUAUUGGAUCAAUAGAUUGCUGGAGGUUCAAGGCAAGAUUGAUUUUCUUACGCCAAUCUCUGGUGAUGUUCAAGAUUACUCCCAGGCUUGGCAAUUGAUACAGGUAUCAGGGUUGUUGCCAUUUGAUGAUACAACUCCAUACACAAUCUUUCUACCAGACAAUGUAGCCAUGUCAUCUUUGAAUUGGUCUACUGAGAUUCCAAAUGACUUUCUGCAGCAUCACUUAGUGAUAGGGAAGACACUGUAUUACCACAACAUAUCAGAAGAGCUUAAUAUUACCUCAGCUUCUGGUCAACAUCUUCAUUUCUUGGCCUCCAGUGAAGCAGCAUCUGUAGAUAUGAUUCCUAUUGCAGCUCCAGACAUACUCAUCCUUCCCAAUGGCAUUGCUCAUGGUAUUCCUGGAAUCCUGUCCUCCUCUCUGAGAGAGGGAACGUGUGAGGAUGGAAUGAAUGGAGGAUGCCAUCAAGGAGCUAGAUGCAUGCAGAAGACUUCAACUUUGCUGCAAUGCCAGUGCUUGGAUGGUUACCAUGGUGAUGGCAUUGAGUGUGUGGCUAGUGACCCCUGUUCCCAUGACAACGGUGGAUGCCAUUUCAGGGCUGCUUGCAUCCCAUUAGGUUUGGAUGAAAGGAGGUGCAGCUGUAACUAUGGCUACGAUGGAGAUGGAUUCUUCUGUCUUGGAAGCAUAUUUGAGGAGCUUAGGAGCUUGCCUGAGGCCAGCCUCUUUGUUUAUUUCUUGGAAAGUCUGGAUUCUCGUUCAUUUCUCAGGAGAAGCGAAGGAAGUUUCACCUUGUUUGUGCCAUCCAACGCAGCUAUUACUGUAUUUUUACAAAAUCAGAGUCGGCAUGAGGAGCUGUACCCCAUGACGCAGUACAUCCUGUAUCAUGUGAUUGCAGGCAGUCACAUGACCAUGACAGAUCUUCGUAAUCGUACAACCUUAGGAAUGAUGAAUGGUCAAGACCUUGGUAUAGGUAUCAGUCAGAACGACAAACUUAUACUAGGAGCCAGUGGGAGAUUCAUCUCUGCUGAUCAUAACGCAUCUAAUGGCAUCAUAUAUAUCAUCGACACCAUGUUAACUCCACCAAGAAUUUAUGAGUGGCCUAGAGAACAGGAUAUGGGAACUUCUUCAGAUGAAGACAAUCGCCGUCGGCAUCCAAACUUUGGUAGAGACAUGGGAAUCCUCGGCACCAGUCACAACAUCUCCAUCUUCCUGCAGCUCCUGCAACGGACACCAAUGUUCGAAGAAUUCUUUAUUGAUCCCCACCCACAUCCUGGACAUGGUGGUCCUCCACCCCGUACUCCACCCCGUCGUCCUCCACCCCGUCGUCCUCCCCCGAGGAUAAAUGGAUCGCGUGUUAGUAGUAGGGAGGAUGGGCGUGGUGGUGGGAGGGGGUGGGAUGGGCCUGGUAGUGGUAGUGAGGGUGAGCUUGGUGGUGGGAGGGGGUGGGAUGGGCCUGAUAGUGAUAGGGAAGGUGGGCCUGGUAAUGGUUGGGAGGAUGGGCUUGGUAGUGGAAGAGAGGGUGGGCAUGGUCAAUCUGGUUACAGAGAAGGCCCCGGUCGACCCGGUGGUAUGUCUGGAGAAGGAUCAAGUGGGGUUGAAGAAUCCAUCCGUGGUUGGGAAAGGUCAGGAGGAAUGCAUCAGGGUAAAAGUUAUGGUAGGAGUAGGCACAGAAGGGAGGGAAGAAUGCAGCGAGGUAGCACUCUGAGACUGGAUGACCUCAAAUCAACCCAGAGAAGGAGCGCCUUGUCCAGAGAUUUCCAUAUUAAACAUGCAGAGGCUGCAAACCCCAAUUUCAUAGGUGACAGAUAUAGACGCAACAGAGUCUCCUACAAUCAUGGUCAUUACCAAAAGCGAUCUCUUGACCGGCCUCUUGACCGGCCUUUUGACCAGCCUCUUGACCGGCCUCUGGGAGGCAGACCCCCUGGUAGGCACCCACCCCAUGGUAUGAGGCAAGGAGGGCGAUUUGAAAGCUACAGUACCAUCUUUGCUCCCACGGAUGAAGCAUUCAUGAGGCUGCCUCCAGAUAAGCUAGAUGAGUUGAUGGACCCUAGCAACAGGCUUCUGCUGCAAGAAUUCAUCGCCCAUCAUGUACUUCCAGAUGAGCGAUUGUUUGAUGAUCUUUGGCCCAAGACUGGCCCUUAUACUGUACCAAGUCUGCAAGGCUCUGAUCUAAGGCUAAGCAUCAUUGAUCAGGGGAAGCUGUUUGUGAAUGAGAGAAGCAGGGUGAUUGGUGUUGGACUGGAGUUUGAGGGCGGUGUUCUCUUCCCAGUAUCAGAGGUCGUCUCCUUGCCGAGGAUGGAUGGCAGAUGCGAUAUCGUAGAAACGCACAUCAGAAAGAGUCGAUGCAAGCGAUGUGGUUCUCAUAUGUGUCCACUUAAGGCAGAACAAGUGGGAGCUGAACAGUCUGGUUGUCGCUUUCAUGGUGGCUGGUAUGAGAGAGGUUGUCAGACGGAUUGCCAAUUUACUGAGGUCACCAGGGAAUGUUGUCAAGGUUACUAUGGACCCAGUUGUCAAGAAUGUCCCGGAGGACCGACCUACCCAUGUAACAACCAUGGUCGGUGUAAUGAAGGGUAUGAUAAUGAUGGAGUUUGCUCAUGUCGUGAGGGCUUUGCAGGCACAGCAUGUGAGAGGUGCUUACCAGGGUUCUAUGGGCCAUCAUGUAGAAAGUGCAGAUGCUCCAACUCAUCUAUCUGUAAUGGCCAGUCUGGUGAGUGUUUCUGUUCUGUUGAUCGAGAUGGUCCAUUGUGUGAGCGUGUUCUGACCUUCAUACCAACGUGUGACCCUCCAUGUCAUCAGAAUGCUGUAUGUCGCUAUGGCAACAGGUGCCAGUGUUCACCGCAAUAUCACGGAGAUGGCUACACAUGCAACACUAUCAACAAAUGUUUCUCAGAAAAUGGUGGCUGUAGCGUCCAUGCCAGCUGCACUCACAAUACAUCAGCCAUUAACGUCAACUGCACAUGCCACGAUGGUUACCACGGUGAUGGUAUAGUCUGUCUUCCAGUCAACAUUUGCGAGGAGAAUAAUGGAGGUUGCCAUCCUAAUGCAUCAUGCAGAUUUAGAGGACCAAAUAUAAGAAGCUGUGUUUGCAGACCACCUUACUGGGGUGAUGGAUUGGAAUGUCAUCCUCCUUUGACAUCAUGUCUCACAAACAAUGGAGGAUGCUCAUACAAUGCUCAUUGUCAAGAAGGAGAAGAUGGAGGUCCUGUUGAAUGUACUUGCUUCUCUAGGUAUGUUGGUGAUGGUAUUGUGUGUAAUGGCAACCUUUAUGACACCUUAGCAAGCCAACCUGAAUUCCGAUACUUCUUUGAGAUGAUGAUGCAGUUAGCCAAUGAGUCCCAUGAGGGAGAACGUUUAGUGAGAGAUUUGCUGAAACUUAAUGACCAACUUACAAUCUUCAUUCCUCUCAACCCAAAAUUAUCAGAAUUGACAUUCUAUCCAUCUCAAGUCCUACUCCAUGUGGUCCAUGACCGAUGGAGCAAAGAGGAUCUCCUAGAGGGAGACGAUGAGGAGCUCGAGACAUGGUCUGGACAUGAACUCAAUGUCGAUGUCACCUAUGAUAAACACCAUCAGGCUAUUGUCACCAUUGAGGAUGUUCCAAUCGUGAAGUUUGGCAUGGAAGCGACAAACGGUGUGAUUCACAUGAUAGAUGCUCCUCUACCAAUAUGGAUGGUGCUGGAUUAUGAUAAGGAGGAUGAUAAUGAUGAUGAUAAUGAUGAUGAAAAGAACCGGCCUCGAAUGAGACCAGGAUGGAGUUCCUCCAGUCGGAUCUUUGCUGCUGUGGCUGUCCCCCUCGGGCUACUUGCCUUCAUCAUAGUGGUUGUGCUGUACUGGUUCAGAGGCAGGAAGAUAAGAGAAUUAAGCAGACAUGAUCAAGGCCAGGCUGUAGUCUCAACCACUAGUGGCAUUGUGCAGCAGGGAACAGACUUACCUCCUGCUACUACUCCGUCCCCUCCAAUCUCUCCUGUGCCCAGUGUAGAUCAGGGAGAUAUACAAUACAGCGAGUUUGACCAGCUGAUGUCUGAAGAGACUGGGGAGAAAAGGGAGCCUCAUCGGGAGACUAGUUGCUGAAAAGAAUUUCUUACAGACUUUUAAAUUUUGUGUGGUUUUAGUAAAGGUUACAAAUAUGAAUAAAGCCCAUUCUUACGUGACUGAAAUUUCAAGAGGAUGAUUAUUUUAGGAUGGAAAUGAAGACUGGCUAUGCACAUGUAUAUUAGAGAGAGAGAGUCACUCAGAGAAUGCAACAUCUAAAAAUGAUGGAUUUAUAUAUUACAAUUGCAGUGAGAAAUAUAACAAAAUGCAGAAAUGAAAUUUAUGUAUAUUGAAUCACAAAAGGAUUACCUUGAUAUGAAAGCCAAAUAGUUUCCUUUAAGCCCAAGGCUUUGUUACAAUAAGAAAUUAAUAAUUGCAGUUUUUUUUCAUGGAUUACAAUUUUUGCAAUAGCUAAUCAGAAUGGAGAGAUGGACUCUAAUUUUAUGAGAGAUGGAUGUAGAUUAUGUUAGAACAUUGAUUAAGUCAUUAAGUCUUCUGUUAUCAAAGACCAAAGUCUUUUCUAUAACUAUGGCAGUUAACGGCACCAACUUAAUUUAGAACCAUUUGCCUAUUGGUUUGAGAUCCUGUUCUAACCGACAGGACAUUGUUAACUGUAUUCUUGCCUAGCUUACUUUUUGUGUAUAAUGAAAGUGCCCUCCUCAAAGAUCAUGUUGCUUUUUCAGUCAAUUUUGUACUAUUGUUCAUGAACUACUUGUUGUGAAUAUUUUCUAGCGAAGUUUUAUGAGUACACCUAAUUGCUAUACACAUUAGCUGUUUAUCACAAAGUGACUUAAGAACAGAAUGCUUCAUUUGGGAGGAUUUUUUUUCUGUUCAUAAAUGAGUAAUUUGUGAAAAAUUCUUAUGAAGUUUUAUGAUACAUAUAAAAUGUAAUUGCCAAACACAUUAUUUGUUCAUCAUAAUGUGCUUUAAUUUAGAACAAAUUGCUUUGAGGAAUUCUUGUUGUUCAUUAUUCUAUUGUUUUUGAACAUUUUCUACUGAAGUUUUAUGAAUACUUGCUCAUCACAAAGUGCCUUAUUUAAGAACAGGUUGCAUUAUUUGGGGAUUGGAAAAAAAAAAUCUUGAAUAAUUUGUAAUUUGUUUGCACUGUAGAUUUAUGAUAUACCGAGGAACCUAUACAUGUAGAGUGUAUAUGAUUGUAUGUUGAAAAUGCUAAUUAUUUCCAAUUAUAUGUGUAAAUGCUUUUCCUAAAUGCAGAAUACAAGUACCAUAUGUUUGCUUGCCAUUUUAGUUCAUGAAAAGGUAAAUAAAUACAUUUUUAUUUUCACAGUGCAAUUCAAUCUUUAGAAUGGUGCAGUAAUACCGGUAUUUUAUUGCUGGGAGAGUGGUUAAACUGCUUUUUUUUGUCAUUUGCAAAUUAUAUAUCUUGCCUGAACAUAUUAAGUUUCAAAAUAUUAUUUAUUUUAUUGUAUGCUUGUAUGAGAUUGCUACAUGUAUGUAUCUACAGUAAACCUCACAUUUUCUUACCACAAGUGUUUGUAUACUCCUAUAUGCACUAUAUAUAUAUAUAUAUAUAUAUAUAUAUAUAUAUAUAUAUAUAUAUAUAUAUAUAUAUAUAUAGGACCAAAUUAGUGUAUAUUGAGACUAUUAAAUAGUCAUUUACUGUGACUUUAGUGUGCUAAUUUCCACCAUCCACCCUAGACACAGUACAUUCUUGAACAGUACUUAUUCUUUGUAAAGGAGUACUUAUAUGUAUGCUGAAAGUUGUACUUUGCCAUUUUCUUUCCUACUGGGUAUUUUUUAUUUUUAUACAGAAAUGCUUUUUGUUAAUGCAGAUUACAUGUGUAUUAAUUCACGAUUAGAAUUGUUGUUAUUGAUUGUAUUGGCAAUAAAAACUAAUUUCCAAGAAAGAA